AUGUCUUUGUUUGAGGUCCCAGGAUGGAGUGUCCCCGCCGCCCCAGUAUCUACCGCGAAGUCCAACCGGAAGCGCAAACGGCCUGGGUCGCAAGCCCCGACGGACAAAUUGGAAGCGGCUGCGAGCAACGUCGAGGAGCUCAUGAGAAAAUUAGACGAGGGUGGUGAGGGUGCGAAAGACAGGAAGGGGAAGAAACGCAAGACGAGCGGUGCAGGCGUGAAGAAGCAGAGGGCGCCGUCGAGCCAGAGUGCUCCAGAUACGAGCGAUACCCGCGUGUCUCGCAGCCCUGAACGCAAGCAUGAACCCCCCAAACGCAAGGACAAGGGCCCGAGUCAAGCCGCGGUGACCAAAGAUUCCAAUCCAGCCGCGGGUUCCACCCCCUCGAAGUCGAAAACAUCACGCACGGCACCUGGUCUGACUGACCUCCAGGCCAAGAUGAAACAAAGCCUCGACGGCGCGCGAUUCAGGCAAACGCUGUACAAGUCGGACAGCGGACACGCGUAUCAGAUGAUGCGCGAGGAUCCAGAGGUGUUCGAAGAGUAUCACAAGGGCUUCCGCCACCAAGUGCAGUCGUGGCCGGCGAAUCCCGUCUCGCACUACAUCCAAUCUCUGUCUGCGUAUCCGCCGAAAACCGUCAUCGCGGACCUCGGCUGCGGGGACGCGGCGCUCGCGAAGGCGCUCGUCCCGAAGGGGCUGACGGUGUUGUCGUUCGAUCUGGUGUCGGACGGCAAGUACGUAGUCGAGGCGGACAUUUGCGCAACGGUGCCUUUGCCGGGGUCGGAGGCGGCAGAGGGAGAGGGACAGGUCGUGGACGUGGUGGUGUGUGCGCUCAGUUUGAUGGGCACGAAUUGGCCGGGGUGUAUCCGGGAAGCGUGGAGAGUGCUCAAGGCGGACGGUGAACUGAAGAUCGCAGAAGUGGCGAGUCGCUUCACGGACGUGGAGGCUUUUGUGUCUCUCAUUUCAUCCGUUGGGUUCAAGCUCAAGUCCAAGGACGACCGGAAUACGCAUUUCACUCUGUUCGAAUUUCGCAAGAUUGCGAGGAAAAGCGCGAUGUCGGAGAAGGAGUGGAGUAAGAUCAUGUCUCGAGGUAGCCUCCUCAAGCCUUGCGAAUAUAAACGCCGUUGAUAGUGAAUGUCCUGUG
Messenger RNA from Gloeophyllum trabeum ATCC 11539, 1141 nucleotides. RefSeq lists its product as uncharacterized. Bases 1 to 1125 code for a protein of 374 amino acids. Gene Ontology annotation, cellular component: nucleolus. Gene Ontology annotation, biological process: rRNA methylation; ribosomal large subunit biogenesis. Lineage: Eukaryota; Fungi; Basidiomycota; Agaricomycetes; Gloeophyllales; Gloeophyllaceae. The record is from RefSeq and is a predicted model, not a curated record. The transcript has 6 exons. Gene Ontology annotation, molecular function: rRNA (adenine) methyltransferase activity.